Messenger RNA from Sceloporus undulatus (fence lizard), 2712 nucleotides. RefSeq names its product actin-related protein 2-like. NCBI's taxonomy places the organism in Eukaryota, Metazoa, Chordata, Lepidosauria, Squamata, Phrynosomatidae. Gene Ontology annotation, biological process: Arp2/3 complex-mediated actin nucleation. The record is from RefSeq and is a predicted model, not a curated record. Gene Ontology annotation, cellular component: Arp2/3 protein complex; actin cortical patch. Bases 110 to 1294 code for a protein of 394 amino acids. Gene Ontology annotation, molecular function: actin filament binding. The transcript is spliced from 9 exons.
CUGCUUCCUGCAAAGCCCUGGGCGAGCCAGAUCGGAAAGAAGAAGAAGGAGGAGAAGGAGAAGGAGGCAGAAAGGAAGGAAGAGGAGAAGAAAGAGCAGCAGAAGAGCCAUGGACAGCCAGGGCCGCUGCGUGGUGGUCUGUGACAAUGGCACUGGGUUUGUAAAGUGUGGCUAUGCUGGAUCCAACUUCCCUGAACACAUCUUCCCAGCCUUGGUUGGACGCCCCAUCAUCCGCUCCACCACCAAAGUGGGCAACAUUGAGAUCAAGGACCUGAUGGUUGGGGACGAAGCCAGCGAACUGCGCUCCAUGCUGGAGGUGAACUACCCCAUGGAGAAUGGGAUCGUGCGCAACUGGGAUGACAUGAAGUAUCUGUGGGAUUACACCUUCGGGCCCGAGAAACUCAACAUCGAGCCCCGCAACUGCAAGAUCCUGCUCACCGAGCCCCCCAUGAACCCCACCAAGAACCGAGAGAAGAUCAUCGAGGUGAUGUUUGAGACAUACCAGUUUGAUGGCGUCUACAUUGCUAUCCAGGCGGUGCUCACCCUCUAUGCCCAGGGGCUUCUCACUGGCGUGGUGGUGGAUUCAGGGGACGGCGUCACCCACAUCUGCCCGGUCUAUGAGGGUUUCUCUCUGCCCCAUCUCACCCGACGGCUGGAUAUCGCAGGCCGGGACAUUACACGGUACCUGAUCAAGCUGUUGCUACUGCGUGGUUAUGCCUUCAACCACUCCGCCGACUUUGAAACGGUGCGGAUGAUGAAGGAGAAGCUCUGCUACGUCGGUUACAACAUCGAUCAGGAACAGAAGCUCGCCCAAGAGACCACGGUGCUUGUGGAGUCCUACACGCUGCCAGACGGGCGAGUGAUCAAAGUCGGUGGGGAGCGUUUUGAGGCCCCCGAAGCCUUGUUCCAGCCCCAUCUUAUAAAUGUAGAAGGUGUGGGUGUCGCGGAGCUCCUUUUCAACACCAUCCAGGCAGCCGACAUCGACACUCGGGCUGAGUUUUACAAACACAUUGUCCUUUCGGGAGGUUCGACCAUGUACCCGGGGCUGCCGUCCCGCCUCGAACGGGAAAUCAAGCAGCUGUACUUGGAACGGGUGCUGAAGGGAGACGUGGAAAAGCUGUCGAAAUUCAAGAUCCGCAUUGAGGACCCUCCGCGCAGGAAGCACAUGGUGUUCCUCGGCGGCGCAGUGCUUGCCGACAUCAUGAAAGACAAGGACAGCUUUUGGCUCCAACGGUCGGAGUAUCUGGAGAAGGGGACCCGGAUUUUGGAGAAGCUGGGAGUCACCGUCCGAUAGGAGCGUUCCCGUCCCAUUGCCUCAGUACCUUCCAGCUUAUUUUCUUUCCCUUCUGCUUCUUCUGCGGUUGAUCUACCGCAAUGCAGAUUUUUCUAUCAAUGGUAUAUGUGCAUCCUGGCUUGGGAUCGGCAAAAGAGCACAUUGAACAGAUAAGAGGAGGGGGCCAUUACAUGCCUCGGGGAUUGUCUUGUCCCUUCUUUUUCCUCCUUAUAAUUUGCUUGUCCUCAUAGAGUUUGAAGCAGCAGUCCCUAUUAUGUAGGAAAGAAGGUCCUCCUUAAAAGAAAGCCAAUCCUAUCCCGCUCUUAAAGCAACUGCAGCUCCUAUCAUCCACUGAGUCCAGCAUGAGCUUGCCCACAUGUGCCUUUAACGCUUAAUGCUCCAUGCGUCUCCUGAAAAGCUUAAGCUUCUUUGCUCAGGGACUUCAUUCAUUCCCAGCCUCCCUUUCCUUUCCCAAAACGGAAGCCAGUUUUUAGGUCUCAGGGCCAUUAGAAAAGACACAUAUGGUUAAUUUCAACUAGAGGUGGAUUGAAUGGUUGAAUAGUCCAUCAACACUUACGUAAAUUCUUAUGCAAAGGGAUCUUUUGUAGCAUCUUUGAGACUUAACUGAAAGAAAGAUGGGAGCACGAACUCCGGUGAAGUAAAGUCUCCGAAAGCUUAUGCUAUACCAUUUCAGUUUCAAGAUCCUGUUGCAUACUGCUUCUCCAUACUAACACAGCUGUGUCUUUGAAUGAAGGAAAUGAUCCCAAAUUCACAAAAAACAAUACCUUUAUGGGGCCAAACUAAAUGCACAAAGUACGGGUUGCAAGCUUUCGAAGCUCCGCUGGCUUCUUCAGCAGGCUAAGUGCAUUUGGGGACAAGUAAUACAUACAAUAUUUUCCGACGCAGCCUUACAAGAGGUCUAGUAGAGCUUCCUAGCUGUCCCCUUUUUGUGCUGCAACACACAUUAUGGUCAACCAGUAGCCAUUCUGGCCAAGGCUGAUGGGAACUGGAAUCCCUCUGGAGGUCUCCAAUCCUGUAUUGGAAACAGGACCAAGGUUCAUCUCAUUUCACCUUUAUGUUCCCAGAGAGCUAAGGGACCAAGAAACACAGUUCUCUCUCUGUUCUUACCAUCCUUCUCCAGUUAGCCACAAAAAUCUCCUUCGGCAGCUGAAUAUCAACUACCGGGAGGAGAUAUACUUGAUGGCUUAUUUCUGCUAUGCAUUGGAGUUGGGGAUAAGAUAAGAUUUGUAUAGGAUGCAUAGGAUUUGGGGUGCCACCCAGAUCCAUUGCAGAGUACCUUCCCGCGUUCUUUGUAUUCAUGGCAGCAAGAUGGGGGGGGUAAAAAACCAAACUUGUUACACACUCCUUCCUUUGUUGUCCUUUUUUUUUAAUGAAAAAGAAAAUGAUCGAUUAAAAAACAAAAUUGCUUUACAACCUAA